Messenger RNA from Hyaena hyaena (striped hyena), 1533 nucleotides. RefSeq names its product leucine rich repeat containing 14B (gene LRRC14B). The transcript has 2 exons. The record is from RefSeq and is a predicted model, not a curated record. Bases 1 to 1533 code for a protein of 510 amino acids. Lineage: Eukaryota; Metazoa; Chordata; Mammalia; Carnivora; Hyaenidae. Gene Ontology annotation, cellular component: cytoplasm.
AUGAGGUCGCUGCGCUUCAUUUCUGCUGAGACCCUGGUGUCUCACCCCCAGGUGGCCCAGCAGAGCCUGGACGGCGUGGCCUACAAUCUCUACCCGCUCCUGUUCAAAGCCAGCUACCUGCUGGAGCAGGCGGGGGUGGUCCGCGCGCUGCUGGGGCGCUGGCCGCUGGAGGAGUUCCGGCUGGGUGCGCUGCUGGGGCCGCGCUCGGAGCCCCCCGACGACCUGCGGGACCGCGCCUGCAGGGCCUGCCUGGAGGCCUGCGUGCAGGGCCUCGCGGACCACGUGCUGCGGGCCGGGGGCCCGGGGCGGCUGCGGGUGGCAGACCUCACGGGCAUCCGGGACGUGCGGGUGCAGCGGUGCCCCUGUGGCAGGGCUCUGGGCAGGUGGGGCCGCACAGAGCUGCUGGCCAGGACCUGCUGCCAGCUGCAGGCCGCGCCCCCCGCCGCCCGGCGCCCCAUCCGGGUCCUUGCUGACCUCUUUGUCACUGAGGGCAACUUCAAGGUGGUGGUGCAGGCCCUGGGCCCAGCAGGCCCUGCCCCACUGCGUGUGCACUGCCUUUCCUUCCGCGCAGACAGUCUGGGCCCCAGCCAGCUCCUGCACGUGCUGCGUCUGGCCGGGCCUGGGGAGCUCCGCAAGCUGGAAGUGGUGCACAAUGUGCGACUGCAUGCGGGACACGUGCAGCAGCUGCUGGCCCAGGUGGGCUUCCCCCAGCUGGCCUCGCUCACCCUGCCGGCCAAGGCCUUCGAUGCGCCUCCCAGCAGCCCCCUAAGCCCCCAUGGCGAAGACCCCUUCCUCGCCUCCAUCGCCUGGGAGCUCAGCCAGAUGACCCAGCUCACGGAGCUGAGUGUGGCCUUCUCCACCCUGACAGGGAAGGUUCAGAAGCUGCUCGGCCCCCUAAGGACACCACUGAGGGUCCUGGACCUGGCCAACUGCUCCCUGAACCACGCAGACAUGGCCUUCUUGGCAGACUGUGCCCACAGCACAUAUCUGGAGGUGCUGGACCUCAGUGGACAUGGCCUGUUCCGCCUGUUCCCCUCAACCUUCUUCAGGCUGUUGGGCCGGGCUGCGCAGACACUGAGGAUUCUCUCCCUGGAGGAGUGCAGCAUUGAGGACAGCCACAUAAGCAUGCUGAUCUUGGCCCUGAGCCCUUGCCAUGAGCUCUGUGAGCUCCGCUUCCUGGGGAACCCACUGUCAGCCCGGGCUCUGAGACGCCUCUUCACUGCUCUUUGUGAGCUGCCCAAGCUUCGGUGUGUUGAGUUCCCAGUGCCCAAGGACUGCUACCCUGAGGGUACCGCCUACCCCCAGGAUGAGCUGGCCAUGUCCAAGUUUGACCAGCAGAAAUAUGAUGUGAUUGCCGAGGACCUCCGGGCUGUGCUGCUUAGGGCUGGCAGGGGUGACAUCCAAGUCUGCACACCCCUCUUUGGAAGUUUUGACCCAGAUAUCCAAGAAACAAGCAAUGAACUUGGAGCUUUUUUGCUGCAAGCUUUCAAAACUGCUCUAGAAAACUUUUCCAGAGCAUUGGAACAAAUGUAG